Alternaria arborescens is the source of this 327-nucleotide messenger RNA. RefSeq lists its product as hypothetical. The record is from RefSeq and is a predicted model, not a curated record. NCBI's taxonomy places the organism in Eukaryota, Fungi, Ascomycota, Dothideomycetes, Pleosporales, Pleosporaceae. The transcript is spliced from 3 exons. The coding region runs from base 1 to 327 and encodes 108 amino acids.
AUGUCCAGCCCCUUCGAUGUCAUUGCCAUCAUCACUCCCAAGCCCGGCAAGGCAGAUAGGGUCGAAGAACUUCUGACAACCGCAGCCAAAGCUGUAAAGGCGAACGAGCCUGGUACGCUCCGGUACCAUAUACAUCGUCAAACCAAGGGCGAUGCGCCAAUAUUCGUGAUGCUUGAAACAUAUGCAAACAAAGCGGCUCUGGAAACACAUGGAAAGAGCGAGGACUUCAAGAAAUUGGGAAAGACGAUGAAGACGGAGGAUUUGCUCGCGGAGCCGAUGAAAGUGCUCUUCACUAAAGAGGCAGGCGGAUAUGCUAGCAAACUAUAG